CUUGGCCACACCUCUACAAUUCAAUGUCACUUCGUCCUUGAAAGCCUUCACGCAUGCUUAUUCGCUACAAACCUGGCAAAGUGACGGCAUGACUAUUGCAUAUUUGCACCCUGAGACGCUUCAGUAUGCAACCUCACCUUUUGCUCCACAUUGAUACGAAACAGCUCGUUCGGUCUAUUUGCCGUUGGCUGUCUAGAGACGUUUGCGAAUCUUCUGAAAUUGAUCUUGUGUCUGGGUAGCUGAAGCUAUCUAUCGGCUGUCCAUUCCAUACAUUUCAAAUCUGGCUGAUAUCUCGACAUCGUCUCAACUUGUGCGCCAAGUUGGAGGUGACACACAUAGCGACUCAGACAUGGGCUUUCUUUCGCUCAGGAUAAUCAAAAUUCUGUUGAUCGCAACUGCACUAUGCGUGACUCUCAGCGCAUGGACUCUCUCCUGGCGUUUGGAUUUGUCACAGGUCUCUCAAAAUACCGUCACGGCGAUCCAGGAAUGGUCCACUGAUUACUUACGUCGCAGCAAUCGUACGUUAGGUUUUGAGAAAAUUCUAGUUAUAUCCACAGGUUCGUCGUGGAGACUCGAGGGCCUCUUGAAAGCUUCAAAUUUCACUGGCUUUGACGUGGAAGUUCCGAGACAACCCCAGUGGACGAGCCAAUAUGUAGACGAGUUUCGUGGGAUAGGCACUGUGGACAAAACCAUAAGAGUUGGCCCAGGCCAAGCUAGAUGCUGGCUUGGGCAUCUCAACGCUCUUUCAUAUAUGAUUGAGCGCGAAUGGGCCACGGCACUGAUCAUGGAAGACGACGUUGAUUGGGAUAUUGCUAUCAAAGAACAAUUCGCCCUCGUCGCGCCGCACAUCCGAAGCGUCACACAGUCUUGGUCUUCCUCGGCUCGUUUACCAUAUGGAAACAAAUGGGAUUUGCUAUGGGUGGGACACUGUGGAGAUGCUAUCCCAAAGUCUGGCGGCGUCUACAUUUUUGAUGACACGCUUCCACGGACGGCUGACUAUCGCGAGAACAAUGGCCGUCAUAUACAACUAACCUCAAAACCACAGCAGCGUGUCAUUCACAUCUCUGACGGACCAGUCUGCACAUACGCAUACGCGCUGACCCUGGCUGCCGCUAGAAAGGUCUUCCAACAUUCCAGAAACGGCGUCGAGAAUAUCAUCACAACAGACCUUCGUCAGUGGUGCCAGGCGGGGUUCCUCACCUGUGUUACUGUUAAUCCCGAACUCUUCCAUCACCAUAAGAAGGCCGGUGAGGUUUCCAGUGAAAUUGCUGUCGUUGAAGGCUGGGAUAGUCUUGCAACGCCAGCGUCGGUGGACUUUACGGCGAAUAUCAGAUACAGUGCUAGGUGUAACAGUGUAUCUAGCAAACUAGUUACAUGCAUAGAUGAAACAAUACAUGACUGAGAUAG
Messenger RNA from Pseudomassariella vexata, 1407 nucleotides. RefSeq lists its product as uncharacterized. The transcript has 2 exons. The record is from RefSeq and is a predicted model, not a curated record. NCBI's taxonomy places the organism in Eukaryota, Fungi, Ascomycota, Sordariomycetes, Amphisphaeriales, Pseudomassariaceae. Bases 350 to 1402 code for a protein of 350 amino acids.